Messenger RNA from Sinocyclocheilus grahami, 1399 nucleotides. Its product is annotated as prolyl 4-hydroxylase subunit alpha-2-like. NCBI's taxonomy places the organism in Eukaryota, Metazoa, Chordata, Actinopteri, Cypriniformes, Cyprinidae. The record is from RefSeq and is a predicted model, not a curated record. Bases 1 to 1392 code for a protein of 463 amino acids. Gene Ontology annotation, molecular function: L-ascorbic acid binding; protein binding; iron ion binding. The transcript is spliced from 13 exons. Gene Ontology annotation, cellular component: endoplasmic reticulum. Gene Ontology annotation, biological process: peptidyl-proline hydroxylation to 4-hydroxy-L-proline.
AUGCCAGUAAAGCUUGACCAGUGCAGUUUGUUCAACACUGUAGAUCAAAUUGCACAGCUUGUUGAGAAGAAAGAAGACCUUCUGCAGGGCUUCAGUCAGUACAUUGAUGCUGAAGAAAAGAAUAUAGAGACAAUGAAGAGUGUUUAUCAGAAUCUUCUGCUUUCACACUCCGACCCUAUGGACCCUGAGGAAAUCAUGAGAGACCCUGUGGCUGCUUACACACUCCUCAGUCAAUUAAUAAAUAUUGUCAAACACAUUCAACUGAGUUUUUAUCAGUGUAACAAGUAUCAGAAUGAGUUGGACGCAAAGUUGCUAGAGAUCCCACAGCCAGAGGAUUUGGAUGGUGCUGCUUCAGGGCUGAUAAGACUGCAAGAGAUCUACAAACUCUACCCAGAAGACAUCAUGAAGGACACAUCUCUAAAUGCAGAGGAAGCUUACCAUGUGGGGUUGGUCGCUUAUAACGAGAGCAAAUUCCAGCAUGCCUUUCUCUGGUUUCUGUACAUUCGUAACACAUUUAAAAAUUACUCAACUAAUAAAGUUUUGACAAAUUACCUUAGUUUCUCAGCCUAUCGUUUUGGCAGCCUACCUGUGGCAAUCUACUUGGACCAUCUUCUAAAUCUGGAUUCAACUAAUGAUGAAGACAUAGAUCAGCUGAACAGACUCCUACACUUACAGAAAUACCCUGACAUAUUGACACUGAACACAGAGUCAAAUAAAUAUGAGACACUGUGCAGAGGAGGGAUUGAUGAGAAGACCUCCAAGAGGCAGAGGGUGCUCUCCUGUAGGUACAGCACAGGUGGAGGAAACCCCAGACUGAUGUAUGCACCAGUGAAAGAGGAAGUGGAGUGGGACGAGCCUCGCAUCAUAAGAUAUCAUGACAUUAUUUCAGACAGAGAGAUAGAGUUUCUGAAGAAUCUUUCUAGGUCUUUGACUAUUGAGGGAGUAUCAAAGAUCCGUACUUCUCAAAGUGUUUCUUUAAAGGAAGACAAGCCUGUGGUUUCUCAUUUCAAUCAGAGGAUUGCAGACAUCACAGGACUCUCCAUGAAAUCAGCUGAAGACCUACAUGUUCAGAAUUACGGGAUAGGUGGCAGAUAUGAACCACAUUAUGAUACAUGGGAUGAUGAGAAUGAAAGGAUUGCUACAUUCUUAAUUUAUAUGAGUGAUGUGGAGAUAGGGGGCGCCACUGUGUUUCCUCAAGUUGGAGUUGCAUUGAAACCAAAAAAGGGUUCAGCUGUGUUUUGGUACAACCUCCGCAAAAAUGGAAAUGUGGAUUGGUAUACAGAGCAUGCUGGAUGCCCUGUGUUAAGGGGUAACAAAUGGGUGGCUAAUAAAUGGAUCCAUGAGUUUGGACAAGAGUUCAGGAGACGCUGUUCUUUGUCAUACUGGGAGUGAAAGACAC